GCGCGGGGGGGCGAGAAGGGGGUCACGUGACGUCACCUCCGCCGGAGCAAGCAUGGCGGCGUGUAUCGGCUGCGCCAGGGGUCACUUGCAGAUUUGAGCAUUGCAGGAGGCUUUACCACAACCAAUAAGAUACCGAAUCAUCGAUCCUGUGCCUCCUCUGCAAUGUCUCUGUGCUUAAUGAACCAAGCUGCCAGAAUAUCGGUCCACGGUUUGAAUCCCAUCAGAGCCUCCUUAGCUCUUCUUCGGGUCCAGCGACAUCACAGCUUGGUGCUCAGAAACCUUAAGAGAAUUGAAGCAGUUGGUCAAAGCAACACGUCCUGUGGGAACAUCAGAGCGUACAAAUGGGCACACACAACUGUUGCCAUUGGUGAGCCGCAGAAUGAAGAUUCUUUGGGCAAGAAGGAAGCGGCUCAGGAUGAUGUUGGAGAGCAGUUGGAGGAGGAGGAUUCUUCGAAACGUCAAGAAAGCAAGAGACAAGCGCCCCGUACGGUGGAGCAACUGCUUGCGCUGGCCAACACCAAGGACCUAAUCCCAUGGCGAGCGGCGGAGGCUGUGUCACAACUAGGCCUAGCUGUUGGAAGAGAUCGGGUCCAGAAAGAGCAAGUCAUCAGUGACCCUCGCCUUCAGUAUAUUCUUAAAGCUGCUGAAAGCCAGAUAUCCUCUGUUGGGAACAGCUUGCUGCUGGGUAUGCUGCGCAGUCUGCAACUUCUUUUGAACAGUGAAAAAAAGGAAACUGGCUCCGAAAGAAAAGGCAAAACCGAACAGAUUAUCCGCUCUUUAGAGACGGAGCUGCACUUCCGAUUGCGUCGUUUAAAUUUUAAGCAACUUUGCACGGCGGCAGUAAUCUACUCGAGGAGCGCAGAUUCAGACGGCCGGAAGGCGCUGUGGGCAGAUUUGGUGAAGCACAUCGAGCUGCGCUGGACGGAGAUCCCUGACGCACGCACGGUCACCCUGCUCGUUACACGCAUCGGCAGUGUUUCGCCCGGUUUCAUGGAAAAGCUCGAAGAGAAGGCGUUGGAGUUUGCGGAGAAAAUGACUCCUUCGGAGGGGAGCAAAGUGGCUUUGGCAUUUGCUUCUCGGUCUCGCCGUUCGGUGCCACUGUUCCGUGCGCUGUCGUAUCACUUCACCCGGCGGCGAGUUGCCCACGAGUGCAGUGUCAUCCUCGACGUGAUCCAUGCCUUUGCCAAGGUAAACUUCGUUCAGACCCAGGUGUUGCAGCGGCUGUCAGGUGACCUGCUGCCUCACGUGCCGAAGCUGAGCUCACCUGACAUAGCAAGACUCGUCAAAUCCUUGAGCUACCUCAAGUGGCUGCACAUACCGCUCUUCGAGGCACUGGCACAGAACAUCAAAACAAACUGUGGCAGCUUCUCGUCGGCACAGCUCUUCAGCAUCGUUCAGUCGUUCGCCCGUCUGAACUACACGGCGCCAGAAGCCGAGCCUUUCUUUGUGCAGGUGCACUCCAGCCUGGCGGAGACUGCGGAAGAUCUCGACACUUACGCGCUUAUCGACAUGGUCUGGUCUCUCUGCAUCCUCGGCCAAGCAACGCCGGUGCUCCUGUCACGGGUCCUCCAACAAGACUUCUACACCAAAGUGACAGAACAGCCAUCGGUUUAUUCCCAAAGCUAUAUCCAGAAGCUCCUGCAUAUUAACAGCACAGCCAACCUGGAGAUUCCUGACUACCCAGGACCCUUCCUGCCCUCCAAUGAACUGCUCCACAAGUUGACGGUGCCACCUGUCAGCAGUACAUCAGUGUCACACCCCGCCAAGAGCAAGCAGGAAAGCACCAUGCAAUCAGACAUUGCCCAGUCCCUGGCGACGCAUGUUGGCGCAGACGCGAGUCCGGGCCAUAUGCGUGUGGGCGUGGAAACGAUCUAUGGCUGGACGCUGGAUGCCGAGACACUGAUUGACAAGGACUGCAAAUCACUCCCAGUUAUUGAAUAUGAAGCUCCCCACCUUCCCGCCUCAAGUGGCACCAAACCAUUGCCAGCGGGGGCACGCAGGCUGGCGUUCCUUGCUUUGGAGUAUCCCAGCUUCCUCUUGAGCAGCAAGAACGUCCUGGGGAAAUUUCAAAUGGCUCGACGCCACAUUUCCUCGGCUGGCUUCCUCCUGGUCGAGAUCCCAUACUUUGAAUGGUUGGAGCUCAACUCGGACCGGGUGAAAGUUUCCUAUCUCAAGGAUAAGAUCAGCAAAGCGAUUGCUGAGGACAUGGCCAAAUAAAGAAGUGCUGCACUGAGAAAAUACAGUUUGAGUUUGUUUUUGGUUUUAGAUCUGCUGGAUGAUGGGUAAAUUAUUAUUGGUUCUUAUUUUAGUUUUGCAUCAGGUCAAAAAAAAGGCACGCGACCAUUUUCUCUUCUUGAGUGUCAAGGACAUAGGAGUGGAAAAAUUAGUCCUCGUUAAGAGCUUAAAUAUGCCGAGCAUAUUUGCAGUUUCAGCCCCCCCCCCCUCCAUGUAAGGUAGGCUAAGUGGUCAAUGAGGGCGACUGUGAGAAGUCGUGUAGCGAACCAGACAAGGGCACGCACUAUGCCUUGAAUUGGUGCGGAUGCUUCGAUGAUAACACAAAUUGCCCUUGGUAAUCUGUUCAGAAGAAGAUGCUGUUGUGCAUGAGUGAAACCAACUUAACUAGGCUAAAGCCUUUCAGAUUUUUGUUCAUGUAUACUGGUUUUGUCAACGCGGGUAUUUAAACAAGACCUGUGGCACAAUCGCCCAUAAUCUUCGGUCAAGGUCUAUCCACUGCUGAAUGACGGCCACCACAUGUUGCCGCCAUAUCCUCAUGGUGCUGCCUUAACCACAGUUCAUCUCACUCCCACAUCGUUUGAGCUCAUUGCUGCCAUUCCAUCACGAGUCUCCUCCAUCAGCGAUCCAGCAGUGUGUCUUGCCGGAUGCCACUUCUCGGUGGUCAAGGAAAUUCGGCUGCUGAAUCCACGUGCUCCUAUUCCUGUGUCUCAGUGCAAUUCUGAGAAUGCAUCCCCGCGUUUAUGUGCACAAUUUUAGCCUUUUGUUCAUUACGUUUCAAAUUUUCUCUGCUCCUAACGACAAGUUCACUCAGUUGUUAUCCUCCUCUAUGCCCCCCACCUCCUCCCCGAUUAAAGUGAUACUGAUUUGCCUCAUCUAAAAUGUUCCAGUCAAUUAGGCUUUGCAUGGCUAAUGGAGCCCAAUUUAUCACUUACGUCAUUGCAUUUUUUAAAGGAUCAUGGGUAUCAGGUGCAAAUUAUACACCACGCUUGCAUGGCAAGUAAAUCAGUGAUUGAUAUUAAUAUCUUCUGUGGAUGUAAGCCAGGUCUGGUUGUGAGGAUUGUACAUUGUUCCUGGUCAGUUCUGCUUUGGGAAUGCUGUGUAGUGUAUGUGUACAACUGCAUUUAUCCCAUAAGAAUAUACUGUGCACAUAUAACCUCUGGGAAAAGAAAAAUAUCAAGAAAAUAUAAAAUAAACAUGUUUUGUUUUUAGUCAA
Molecule: messenger RNA, 3448 nt
Organism: Petromyzon marinus (sea lamprey)
Lineage: Eukaryota; Metazoa; Chordata; Hyperoartia; Petromyzontiformes; Petromyzontidae
Gene: FASTKD4
Product: transforming growth factor beta regulator 4
Biological process (GO): regulation of mitochondrial mRNA stability; mitochondrial RNA processing
Cellular component (GO): ribonucleoprotein granule; mitochondrial matrix
Molecular function (GO): RNA binding
Source: RefSeq, a predicted model, not a curated record